This is a messenger RNA of Priapulus caudatus, 1779 nucleotides long. RefSeq names its product hemicentin-1-like. NCBI's taxonomy places the organism in Eukaryota, Metazoa, Priapulida, Priapulimorpha, Priapulimorphida, Priapulidae. The transcript has a single exon. Bases 1 to 1779 code for a protein of 592 amino acids. The record is from RefSeq and is a predicted model, not a curated record.
AUGGCAGCAGUGAAACUAGUUGCGGUGUGUGUCUUGUGCGCAGCUUUAGCGACGGUGAGGACGCAGUUCCUGCAGCAUCCAUCUGACACGGAGGCAGUUGAAGGAUCUAAUAUUACCAUGUCCUGUGAGCUUAAUCUGACGCUUGAUGGUAGCGAUGAAGGUCAACCAUGGGUGGACUGGUAUCGUGACGGUUACCAGAUUUCAAUCGAGAAUGAAGACAGAUACUACAUCGAUGGUAAUAGUUCGGACACGGGGAAUUUUAGCAUACAAAUAUCAAACUUACAAGUUGAUAAAGAUGAUGCAGCGUUCUACUGCCAAUUGCAGCAAUAUGAAAUAGAUCCUGAGAAUAACUCUGUAUCUAACACGGGUCGGGUAACUGUGCUUGUGUCACCACAGGCAGUUGAUAUGUUUCCGAUCCCUUCACCACCGGAUGGAAAGCUACAGUUUUUCUGUGUAUCACACAGCAGUAAGCCAGCUGCCAGCGUCACGUGGUGGCUGAACGAUGAAGACAUCACAAUUUACGCAAAUCAAACACACGUGCCAGGUUUAACAAACAAGACAUUUACAACUGAGAGCACGCUGCGGUACAGGGUCUCAUCAGAGCAUAAUCACAAAGAACUUCUCUGUCGAAUUUUCAUCCACGAGUACUUACCUGUAGAGGGAAUAACCGAGACCCUGUACCUGAGAGACACUGUGACCAUCAGCAGCAGCAGCAACUCUACUGGCAAUGACGUGUCUAUCUCGCAAAACACGAACCUGACAUUACACUGCAAUGCAGAUGGUUAUCCAGAACCAACAUACGCAUGGUUUCACAACCUCAAUCGGAUUCGCGAAUUGGGAAACGCGUUGGUCAUCGAGCAAGUGGCACUUGACGACAGAGGAUUCUACUCAUGUCAGGCGAAUAGUGCAGUUGGGAAAUACAUGUCGAGCAACAUGAUGGAUGUGAGCGUCGCAGUUCCAGCUGCAUACGCCUCGAUGACGGUAGACCAUUUCGUUGCUAAUGGCGCGGUGACGAUAAUCACAGGACUACACGACGUUAGGUGUUUUACACGUAAAAGCUUUCCCGGCGGAAUGGUAACCUGGCGACUCGGUGACAGGGAGGUGAAAACGGCGAUUACUUUGCAUAUCUAUAACGACGACGGAACUAUAGCGACGUACAGCACACUGACGCACAUAUUCACCAGUGAUGACGACGGCGAAACGCUAUCCUGCCACGUUGACAUCCACGAAUUAUUUCAGCCGCUGUCGGUCGAGCUGCAGCUUGAUGUUCAGUACAUGGGUGAAGUGAGAGUGAGCGGCGGCGAUCAGAGUGGUAACGUAACUCUCGAGCCCGGCAACCCGCUGCGGCUGCUCUGCGCUGCGAACGGAAACCCAGCGCCAUAUUUCUCCUGGCUGCACAAUAAGACGCUAGCCGUUGGAAACGGUAGCAGUAGCUACGAGAAAGAAUCGGUAGGCUUUGACGACACGGGCGUCUACGAGUGCGCGGCGCGAAACAACGCCGGUGUUUUCAUUUCGAAUGAAGUGGCUGUGUUCGUCAUUGCGCCGGAUAAACUAAAUAUUGGCUACAUCGUAGCCUACCUCAUAUUGAGCUUAUUCAUCCUCAUUGUCAUCAUCGACGUUGUCGCCAUUUGCAUGCAAAAGAGAGCCGAGGCACGGGCAAGUACUGAGCCAGAAGAGGGUACCACGGACGACGAUAACAGCAUUGUAAUAGAAGUGUCGCCUAAGAAAGAAAAAUUCAAGAAAAACGUCAAGGCUAAAACAACUGACGCUGUAGUAUAA